AUGAUUAAUUCUUCUUGUCUUGGCCAGAAAUUAGAGAUUUUCUUUAGCUUUUCACGCAAAAAACUUUCUUGUUUCAACCAAUUCUUCUCUUGUCAAAUUCGCUCGUUUUUUCAUUUCUUCCUCUUCCAUGUCAGCCCUUUUUGGAUCCAGCUCAGUUACUUCAUAAUUGUCUCUCUUUUUGGUCAUCUAGCUUUGAUGGUCUCAAAGCCAAGAACUGCUUGGUUUAGGCCUAAGGACUUUGACAUGUUCUUCACGUCCGUCUCUGCCACCACAGUUUCAAGCAUGUCAACAAUCGAAAUGGAGGUUUUUUCCAAUACCCAACUCAUUAUUAUGACAAUCUUAAUGUUCGUUGGUGGAGAGGUAUUCACUUCCUUUCUUGGAUUCCAAUUUACAAGGUCCAAGUUCUCCAAAAAUUGUCCAAGUAGUGACCAAAACAGUGUUAAACUCAGCCACUAUUUUCCCGACCAUACUGAUUCUGACAAUAAAAUUGAACUUGAUGUAGAAAAAGAGAAACCAGACAUCAAUAAUAUUAUUGAGAAUGGUAGUCUUAAUUAUAGCUCCAUGAAGGUUUUGGGAUAUGUGGUUUUGGGUUAUCUAUUUGUGGUUCAUCUAAUUGGUUCUAGUCUUGUUUCAUUGUAUGUAAAUUUUGUUCCGAGUGCGAGGAAGGCACUCAAAGACAAGGGCCUAGAAACACUGACCUUUUCUGUCUUCACAACUGUUUCAACUUUCACAAAUUGUGGUUUUGUCCCAACAAAUGAGAACAUGAUAGUUUUCAAGAAGAAUUCAGGUCUCCUACUACUUCUCAUUCCACAAAUCCUUAUGGGGAACACUUUGUACCCCCCAUGCUUGUUAGCCAUGAUCUGGGUCUUAAAGAAAACAACCAAGCGUGAGGAAUUCAGAUAUAUAUUGAUGAAUUAUAGAGAUAUGGGCUAUGGUCAUUUGCUCUCUGGUCAUCACGCUUUGCUUCUAGCUAUGACUGUUUUCGGGUUCAUAUUGAUACAGUUUAUACUGUUUUGCUCCAUGGAGUGGAAUUCACAAGUCAUGGAGGGUCUGAAUUUGUAUCAGAAAGUCGUUGGCUCGUUGUUUCAAACUGUGAACUCGCGGCAUACUGGUGAAUCAGUAGUUGAUCUCUCCGGCAUCUCCUCAGCAAUUCUGGUUCUCUUCGUCGUAAUGAUGAAUCUCCCACCACAUGCUACGUUCAUUCCACCAAACGUUCAUGUCCAUGAGGAGUUCCCAGAAAAUGGGAAGCGAAGCCAAAAUCGAAAGAAGACUUUUAUGGAGUGUCUAAUCUUCUCACAACUCUCCUAUUUAGCCAUUUUCAUUAUUCUCAUAUGUAUCACAGAGAGAAAGAAAAUGGAAGAAGACCCCCUCAACUUCAAUGUUUUGAACGUCACCAUAGAAGUAAUAAGUGCAUACGGGAAUGUUGGGUUCACCACUGGAUACAGCUGCAAACGGCAAUUGAAACCAAAUAGCCUCUGUGUAGACACAUGGUAUGGAUUCGUUGGAAGGUGGAGUACUAAGGGAAAAUUCAUCCUCAUCAUUGUCAUGUUCUUUGGAAGGCUUAAAAAAUUCAGUAUGAAAGCUGGUCAAGCCUGGGACCUUUCCCAACUGAGGUCUUAA
Quercus lobata is the source of this 1620-nucleotide messenger RNA. Its product is annotated as sodium transporter HKT1-like. Gene Ontology annotation, cellular component: plasma membrane. Bases 1 to 1620 code for a protein of 539 amino acids. The transcript has 3 exons. Gene Ontology annotation, molecular function: sodium ion transmembrane transporter activity. Gene Ontology annotation, biological process: transmembrane transport; monoatomic cation transport. Lineage: Eukaryota; Viridiplantae; Streptophyta; Magnoliopsida; Fagales; Fagaceae. The record is from RefSeq and is a predicted model, not a curated record.